Molecule: messenger RNA, 1914 nt
Organism: Gadus morhua (Atlantic cod)
Lineage: Eukaryota; Metazoa; Chordata; Actinopteri; Gadiformes; Gadidae
Product: ceramide kinase family protein
Exons: 12
Coding region: 303-1673 (456 amino acids)
Biological process (GO): phosphorylation; ceramide metabolic process
Molecular function (GO): ceramide kinase activity
Source: RefSeq, a predicted model, not a curated record
UUGACAACCGGUGGUGUUUGGGCAACACACCUGUUCUACAGCCCACUUUACAGAGAAACCUUAAUAACGCGAUUUACACCGUAUCUACAAGAACGAUAAGUAGGCUUUAUUGUAUUCAAUAUUUCCGUAGGUCAGGGUGCGAUGCAAUUAAAGAUUAUUACAUAAAUGUGUGUCAUGCGUAAUGAAAUACGGGAGAGCGACUUAUUUGGUAUCGGAUAAUAUCUUAAACAAACUGAUGUGAAUAUUUUUUUGCACAAUGUUAAAAAACGGCCCGUUCGUUGAUAGACGUUAACAGGUGUACGAUGGAAAUUGACCUUAGACUAGAAUCAAGCUUAUGGGUCGGGAAAAAAAGGUAUAAAGCUGUUCUGACAGGAUGGCAUUUCCAAUGGACCGAAGUUGACAAGAACAAUCGUGAAAAGAAAACGACUUCGGUGCCUGUGUCCGAGUUAAUUGGAUUAGAGAAGGGCCAAGUCGAGAUACUGCCUCGCAAAUCAGUUGAAGACACCGACAAGGACUUUACAGUUUUCUACGUGAAACGCAGCAGCAGUGGUGGCUCUUAUGGGUUACUAUGGCAAUUUGGACGGAUCCAGUUCAGCUGCGCAAGUCGGGCCCUCAGGGACCAGUGGACCAGCCACCUUAGAGCAGCCCUUAAAACUCACAGCCCCUCACGGCCCCACAGGUUGUUGGUUUUCAUUAACCCGUAUGGAGGUAAGAAGAAAGGAAGACACAUCUACCACUCUCUGGUCGCCCCUCUCUUUGAGCUGGCUGGCAUCACCUCUCAUGUAAUCGUGACUGAGCGGGCUAACCAGGCGAGGGACCACCUUUUGAAGAAAGACCUGUCAGGCUUCGAUGGUGUGGUGUGUGUGGGUGGAGAUGGAAUGUUCAGCGAAAUAAUGCACGGCAUGAUUGGCCGAACCCAACAGGAGGCGGGCCUCUCUGAGAAUGAUCUCAAUGUGACGCUACAGCCCUGUCACCUACAUAUUGGCAUCAUCCCUGCUGGUUCGACAGACUGUGUCUGUUUCGCCACCGUCGGGGUGAAUGAUCCUGUUACUUCUGCUUUGCAUAUUAUCAUCGGAGAUUCUCAGCCUCUGGAUGUGUGUUCGGCCCACCACCCAACGGAGCCGGUGCGUUACUCUGUGUCUCUGUUGGGGUACGGUUUCUAUGGGGACGUCCUGGCAGAGAGCGAGAGGCAUCGCUGGAUGGGCCCCCUCAGAUAUGACUUCUCAGGUGCCAUGGUUUACCUGAGCAGUCGCAGCUAUGCAGGCGUAGUUCAUUAUCUACCAGCCGACCCCCUGCUUUCAAGCCCCCGGGACAACACACGCUGCCUCUCAGGGUGCAGUGUGUGCUCCAAAAGCACGGAAAGACUGUUCCCCCACUCUACAGUCUCGGAGUCGGUGCACAGUUUCCAGUGCAGCCAAUACAGAAGUGACCGUAGUGAAGCUGGGUGGGUCAGCGUGGCGGGCAGGUUCAGGUGUGUGUCCUUCACUUGCAUGUCCAGCUCCUGUCCCAGGAGCCCUCUGGGCCUGUCCCCCUCCGCCCACCUGGCCGACGGGACCGGGGACCUCAUCCUGGUGCGGGAGAGCCACCCGCUGGGCUUCCUCAAGUUCCUCCACAGGCACACCAGCAGCGAGGACCAGUUUGACCUGCCCUUUGUGGAGGUGUGCACCGCGUGAAGGCGUUUCGUUUCUCUCUCCCUCCCGGGGAAGAAGAAGACAGUUUGGAGGACAUGGAGAGUGAGGGCGGCAAGGGAGCGAGGGGAAAAAGGAAACACAAGAGAGUCCACAUGUCGGGAUGGACAGUGAGACCAAGAGCAGGACAGCGGUCCGAGCAUGCAGCUCACCGAGUAGGGCGAAGGUUGGGAUACAAGCCGAGGGGCGAUUGGAGCCGCGGAGAAUUCCCUCUUCUGUGGCCCUU